This is a messenger RNA of Bombina bombina (fire-bellied toad), 7666 nucleotides long. It is a transcript of the gene ABLIM1, whose product is annotated as actin binding LIM protein 1. Gene Ontology annotation, biological process: cytoskeleton organization; lamellipodium assembly; cilium assembly. Gene Ontology annotation, cellular component: actin cytoskeleton; stress fiber. The record is from RefSeq and is a predicted model, not a curated record. Gene Ontology annotation, molecular function: actin filament binding. The coding region runs from base 272 to 2389 and encodes 705 amino acids. NCBI's taxonomy places the organism in Eukaryota, Metazoa, Chordata, Amphibia, Anura, Bombinatoridae. The transcript has 23 exons.
UGCAAGGGAAAGCUGUCAUUCCUAGCAGCACAAGACUGAAUACUGCAAAAAUAAAUAAGAAAGGCUGGAAAAAAAUAAUAAAUCUUCAGUCUUUGGAGAAUUGUAAAAAAGCUGCCAUUGUAUCUGCUUAUAAUCCCAAUUUCACUGCACAUUUGUCUAAUUUCAUCUCCUAUUGUUGGAUUUGGUGCUGCCAGGGGGAUCUGCCAUAGACAGUGUGUGUGAGCUCAGCAGUGCGGGUUUUUAGAACCGAGCUGGGGAACUUCCAAUUGUCAUGGUGAAAGAGGAAACAGUGGCUCAUUCUCAGGACCCAGGUCAGUCUACAGAGAAACCCCUGAUCCGGUGCCAUAAAUGUGGGGAACCAUGCAAGGGAGAGGUUCUCAGAGUCCAGUCCAAGCACUUCCACAUCAAAUGCUUCAUAUGCAAAGUUUGUGGCUGCGACUUGGCCCAAGGGGGAUUCUUCAUUAAGAACGGAGAGUACCUGUGUACACUGGAUUAUCAGCGCAUGUAUGGGACUCGCUGCAGCGGCUGUGGGGAGUUCGUAGAGGGGGAAGUAGUGACAGCCUUAGGAAAAACGUACCAUCCGAACUGCUUCGCAUGCACAAGCUGCAAGCGCCCUUUCCCACCAGGUGAUCGGGUAACCUUCAAUGGGAGGGACUGCUUAUGCCAGAGUUGUGCGGCACAGCCCAUGUCUCCAGGACCAAAAGAAUUGGCGAAUUCCAGCAGUUGUGCCGGCUGCGGAAGGGACAUUAAGAAUGGGCAGGCGUUACUUGCACUGGAGAAACAGUGGCACCUGGGCUGUUUUAAAUGCAAAUCUUGUGGAAAAGUCCUAACUGGAGAAUAUAUCAGCAAAGAUGGCGCUCCGUACUGUGAAAAGGAUUACCAGGUGCUAUUCGGUGUGAAGUGCGAGGCGUGCCAUGAUUUCAUCACUGGGAAGGUACUGGAGGCUGGGGACAAACACUAUCAUCCGAGUUGUGCACGAUGCAGCAGAUGCAACCAAAUGUUUACCGAAGGAGAGGAAAUGUACCUGCAAGGUUCAACAGUCUGGCAUCCCGACUGUAAGCAAACCACCAAGACGGAAGAGAAGCUGCGGCCCACAAGAUCAUCAUCAGAAAGUGUCUAUUCUAGGCAAGGUUCCAGUAUCGCUGGAUCUCCUGGCCAUACCAUUUGUGCGAAAGUAGAUAAUCAGAUACUGGAUUACAAGGAUUUAGCUGCGAUCCCCAAAGUCAAAGCCAUUUAUGACAUAGAACGUCCUGAUCUUAUAACUUAUGAGUCCUUUUAUACGUCCACCUAUGAGGAUCGACAGGAUAGGCAGAGUAUUGGAGAGUCCCCCCGGACACUGUCUCCAACACCCUCUGCAGAGGGUUAUCAGGAUGGAAGAGAGAGAAUAAUCCAAAGGUCAACUAGUCAAGGUUCUAUCAACUCUCCAGUGUACAGUCGCCAUAACUACACACCAACCAUGUCUCGUUCUCCACAGCAUUUCCACAGACCUGGCACUGAGCCAUCCAGCGGCAGGAACUCCCCACUCCCUUAUCGACCAGACAGCCGCCCACUAACACCAACAUACGCUCAGACCCCUAAACAUUUCCAUGUUCCAGACCAAGGCGUGAAUAUGUACAGAAAACCUCCUAUCUACAAGCAACAGGAUUCAGCUGCAAUGGCAGCAAUGACCAACUGCUCCGAGGAUAUCAUCAAGUCCUCCAAGUUCCCUGCCGCCCACGCUCCAGCACCCAACGAGAUCCCAAAGAUUGAGACAGACUACUGGCCAGGUCCUCCCUCACUUGCUGCCUUAGGGUCUGACCCUAGAAGGCACUCAAGUGCUCGGGAUGAGGACGAUGAAGAGUUACAGCGGCGCCGUCAAUUACAGGAAGAGCAGCUGAUGAAGCUCAACUCAGGUCUGGGUCAACUCAUAUUGAAGGAAGAAAUGGAAAAAGAGUCAAGAGAAAGACCUCAUUCUGCUGGUAGAUACGAUUCCCCACUCAUAACUUCAUUACACUCUGACUCAUCCAAAACCAACUCCCUUCCAGGAUAUGGAAGAAAUGGUCUUCAUCGGCCUAUGUCAACGGACUUUGCUCAGUACGAUAGUUAUGGAGACAUUAGUGGAGGAGUUCGGGAUUAUCAGUCGCUACCAGAUGGCCACGUUCCUGCAAUGAGAAUGGAUAGGGGCGUGUCUAUGCCUAACAUGUUGGAGCCAAAGAUUUUUCCAUAUGAAAUGCUCAUGGUUACCAACAGAGCACGUAACAAGAUACUGAGAGAAGUUGACAGAACCAGGCUGGAGCGUCACCUUGCACCAGAGGUGUUUCAAGAGAUCUUUAAGAUGACUAUACAGGAAUUUGACAAAUUGCCACUUUGGAGACGCAAUGAAUUGAAAAAAAGGGCCAGACUUUUCUAGUAUUGCUCCGGAUCAUCAGCAAGCUGCAAUGAGCGAUACAUAUCAAUCCAAUACUACCCCCUCUGAUACUAAAGGGAAUAUUUGUAGGGGGUUAAUGCUAUUGGUCAGGAUCAAGGAUCGCUGGUCACUGAAAUGCUCUGUAGGUGUGCCACUGGACAGAAAAGGGCAAACCUCUUAUAACUGCCACACAGUUAAAUCACGUUGUGCCCACAUUAUCCAAAUAUGGGAGUGGAUGUGAGAUGCCUAUGUGUUUAUUUUGUGUGCGUGCGUGUUUUUUUGUGAAAAUGAAUUUAAUUUUUAAGUCCAAAAAUACUGGGUAUUUUUAGCCUAGCUUGGACUAGAUUUUAUCCUGACCCACACACACACACACACACACACAUAUAUAUAUAUAUAUAUAUAUAUAUAUAUAUACACACUUUUUUUUUUUUUUUAAAUCCCCAUAUUUUAAUUAAUUCCAAAAGAUUUGACAAAUCUUUUUUUUGUUUUCUUUAACUGUUUUAAAGAUCAAACUAAGUUUUAGCAAUCCCAUUAUAACACCAAGCUAUCACCUUUAACUGACCCAGCCUAGGAAUGCUACCUUUUUCUGUAAGGUUUCCUCUUAAAUACUUUUUACCAUAUAUUAUUUGGGAACAACACAUUUUCACCUAGUAGUUGUAGAGACAAAUUAUUGCACAUUAUCUCUGUGGCUGUUAUAAUGGGCUUGUGCAGUAUAUUUAUACAAAGUAGACAUGCUUUUCCUUCUUUAAUUUGGGUGUCUUGCUGCUUUUUGUAGGGUCUUUUAUUUUGGACACCAACUGUCUUCUCAUACCUAUGCAUUCUUUGGUCACUGAUGGUGUCAGUUGGGGUUUAAAUAUCAAACACUCCAACCAAAUGUGUGAUUGAAAGGAAGAAGCUUUCAGAACAUAAAACAACCAUAAACAUUUUACAUCCCGUUUGCGACAAGAACAAGACAUGUUCCACAUAGUAUAUAAAUAUUUGUUUUAUAAAAUCUAUACACUUCCAUGCUUAGCUUGAUGCAUAUCCUCCUGAUGUUCAGAUGUCACACUGCCAUUGACCUGUUGGCAACAUCAGAUCUAAUUUUCUUGUAGUAGUGAGUGGGUUCUAAAAACUAACUAUAUGAAUGACUGUAAAGUAUAUCUUCCAAUACAGCUUGGAUUUAUGUUUCAGUAAAUCCUGGGUAUGUUUAAUACACUCCAUAAAACAACUUGCAUGUUCUCCCCCAGUUGCAUGGACAAUCUGUCUUGUAUUGUGCCGACCUGACCGGCAUCAAACGAUUAUAAUUAUGUUUUAAGCCAACGUCCUUAGAAAUGCUUUGGGGGAGCCUAUAGAAGCAAACAGUUACUCCAAAUAUCUUUCCUUUACAUUGGUCUAUAAACCUAUAUAUAUAUUGAUUGGGUUUUAGGAACUUUCAGUAAUAUACCGAGUAUAGAAAAGGAGUGUGCUUACAAGAGGGUGAUUUUUACAUGACCGUCCCAGGAGUAUACGUUCCCUUUGCAAUGGUGCUUUCUCUCUAGGGCUUCUACAUCAGUAUUGAGUCUCUUGCCUAUAUACAAUAUGUACUAUUUAAGCAAAAUGUAAAGAUUUCUUUUUUUUUUUUUUUUAUUUAGUAUGUAUUGGAAAGUUGUUUAGAGCAAAACAUAUUCCAGGUUGAUUUCUAUUACUGAGAGUGUUUGCAAAGCAAACUGUAACUUGGAAAUGUGUAUAUUAUGCUGUCUAUAUCAGGAAAAUAUGUGAGGCAGCUAACUCUCUUUCUAUCUUUCCCUUUUCUGUAUACAUGAAGGUGCAUAUGUAAUUACAACAGAAAAGAAAGCAUGUAUGAUGGAGUAAGCCGAUCAUCACUCUUUUGACAAGCUUGUGUAAUGGAGCAAGUUGAUAACCAGUCUAUUGAAAAGUUUGCAUUUAAGUUGAUAACAGUCUAUUGACAAGCUUGUGAAAUGGAGUAAGUUGAUAACCAGUCUAUUGACAAGCUUGUGUGAUGGAGUAAGUUGAUAACCAGUCUAUUGACAAGCUUGUGUGAUGGAGUAAGUUGAUAACCAGUCUAUUGACAAGCUUGUGUGAUGGAGUAAGUUGAUAACCAGUCUAUUUGACAAGCUUGUGUAAAGAAGUAAGUUUAUCAUCAGUCUAUUGACAAGGUUGUGUAAAGAAGUAAGUUUAUCAUCAGUCUAUUGACAAGCUUGUGUGAUUGGAUUAAGUUGAUCAGUAGUCUUUUGACAAGCUUGAGUGAGGGAUUAAGUUGAUCAUCAGUCUAUUGACAAGCUUGUGUGAUGGAGUAAGUUGACCAUUACUCUAUUGACAAGCUUGUGUAAAGAAGUAAGUUUAUCAUCAGUCUAUUGAAAGCUUGUGUGAUGGAGUAAGUUUAUCAUCAGUCUAUUGACACGCUUGUGUGAUUGGAUUAAGUUGAUCAGUAGUCUUUUGACAAGCUUGUGUAAAGAAGUAAGUUUAUCAUCAGUCUAUUGACAAGCUUGUGUGAUGGAGUAAGUUUAUCAUCAGUCUAUUGACAAGCUUGUGUGAUGGAGUAAGAUGGUAACCAGUCUAUUGACAAGCUUGUGUAAAGAAGUAAAUUUAUCAUCAGUCUAUUGGCAAGCUUGUGUAAAGAAUUAAGUUUAUCAUCAGCCUAUUGACAAGCUUGUGUGAUUGGAUUAAGUUGAUCAGUAGUCUUUUGACAAGCUUGAGUGAGGGAUUAAGUUGAUCAUCAAUCUGUUAGCAAGCUUGAGUGAUGAAGGUUAUCAUCAGACUAUUGACAAGCUUGUGAAAUAGAAUAAGGUUAUCAUCAGUCUAUUGACAAGCUUGUGUAAUGGAGUACGUUUAUCAUCAGUCUAUUGACAAGCUUGUGUAAUGGAGUAUGUUUAUCAUCAGUCUAUUGACAAGCUUGUGUAAUGGAGUACAUUUAUCAUCAGUCUAUUGACAAGCUUGUGUAGUGGAGUAUGUUUAUCGUCAUCUUAUUAACAAGCUUAUGUAAUGGAGUAUGUUUAUCAUCAGCUUAUUAACAAGCUUUUGUAAUGGAGUAUGUUUAUCAUCAGCUUAUUAACAAGCUUUUGUAAUGGAGUAUGUUUAUCAUCAGCUUAUUAACAAGCUUGUGUAAUGGAGUACGUUUAUAAUCAGCUUAUUAACAAGCUUGUGUAAUGGAGUAUGUUUAUCAUCAGCUUAUUAACAAGCUUUUGUAAUGGAGUAUGUUUAUCAUCAGCUUAUUAACAAGCUUGUGUAAUGGAGUACGUUUAUCAUCAGCUUAUUAACAAGCUUUUGUAAUGGAGUACGUUUAUCAUCAGCUUAUUAACAAGCUUGUGUAAUGGAGUAUGUUUAUCAGCUUAUUAACAAGCUUUUGUAAUGGAGUACGUUUAUCAUCAGCUUAUUAACAAGCUUGUGUAAUGGAGUAUGUUUAUCAUCAGCUUAUUAACAAGCUUUUGUAAUGGAGUACGUUUAUCAUCAGCUUAUUAACAAGCUUGUGUAAUGGAGUAUGUUUAUCAUCAGCUUAUUAACAAGCUUGUGUAAUGGAGUAUGUUUAUCAUCAGCUUAUUAACAAGCUUGUAUGAUGGAGUAAUUGAUCAUCACUUCAUGUUUUACAGCUUCCCUCUCAUCUCUGACAAAACUUUGCAAGUGCACUGUUUGGUUCACACAACAAACUGCUAUUUCCUGCAGUUAUGUCCUGACUUCCAAUACAUUAUACAGCACUAGGCUCAAAUCCAUAUGUUCAUAACAGGUGUUACUAGUGUCCUGAUGUAAAAACAAAUUUUGUUGAAUAAACCUCAUUCAAUAUAAACAUUCAAGGGUAAAAAAAAAGAUAAUAGAGCUGUUACAAUCGAAAACAGUAACAAUAUUCAUGUUAUGCAAUAGUUAUGGGUACUUCAAGCUUUCUUUUAGUUGAUAAAAUGUCAAGUAAUAAUUAUAUGGAAAAUACAUAUAAUUUGUAAAGUUUUGGUAGCCACUAACAACUCUGUAAUAAAUAAGCACUGCAAUAAUCUAAUCUCCUACAUGCUUUGAUGUACUGGAUUAUUGUAGAUGGAAAAGUAACAAUUUGCAAAAAGAAAACAUGAAGCUAUUUUUUAAGGGUAAUUUCGCAUCCAAAAAGCAUUUCUGAAUACUAUGCCUUAAAAAUAAGCAAAUAUUGCUCUGGUAGCUUAGUACCUGCAAUAAAUAAUACUUUACUUUUCUGCAGUGAUACUCAUGGGAAGGUGCUGCAAGCUCUGGGUAGACUCAUUUUGUUAUAUUUUAUUUUUUAAAAGUACUCACGCCCCACUCCGGGCUGUAUAUUAUAUUUAGUUCAAGACAAGUGGGUGGUACAGCCAAUAGGGAUAGUAUCAUUUGCUCUGUUGAAAGCUGCAUUCAGUUCUCAGUCAGCAGUGUGGGACAAUACGACGAUAGAGUUCAACAGAGUGGGCUGUACCAUUCUCCUUAGCUCUACCUACUGCUUGUCCAGAGUUUAAAAACAAAACAAAAACAGCAGAGUGUGGGGCAGCAGAAUGGUACUUGAAUAAUGAAUACACUAUUUAUAAUGUGUUUUCAGCUGUCAUAUUAACAUGGACAAUAUUUCUUCCUCAUGCUGUGAUAUGUUUACUAGAGAAUCCUGUAAAAUGUGAGCUCCCAAUGCUUUCAAAAUAUGGAUAUUUACAUAAAUCUACAAUAAAGCAAUCACAAAAGGGGAUUAAAGGGACAGGACAAAAUUAACCUUUCAUGAUUUAUGUGUCCUGUUUUUUUAAGGACUGAUUAGCCCCAACCCCAACACUCUUACUCAACACCAACCUCCCCAACCAGCUAGACUCACUUCCUGGCCAACUUCACUCUCACUCUAAUGUGUGUCUCUCCCUAAUUUGUAGUGACUCUGCCCCCAGGUCUCCCUGACUAAGCCACUAGCCUCCCAGUCCAAAAUAGUCUCAGUGAGGUAAUUGCAUCUUGGGCACUAUUUUGCAGCAGUGUUUACAACAUUUGUAACAAUGUUACACAUAUAGAGCUCAAGAUAUGGACACACUCAUGAGCCUACCACAGUAGGCUCUCAUGAAAAAAAACAAACAAUUUCAACAAAGGAUACCAAUAGAGCAAAGAUAAUUUAACAGCAGUAGUAUUUAAAAGCAUAUACUCUAUCUGAAUCUGAUAGGUUUAAUUUUGACUCAUGUUCCUUUAAAUUCUUGUACUUUUAAAUAUAUAAUUUCCUCUGAAACAAAAAGUAUCAAAACAUUAAUAAUAUGUAUCUGGUCCUGUUGUUGAUCAUCUGCUAUUUUUCCUACUCCUCUAAACUUGUUAAGUUUUUAUCUACUUUUGAGUUCUAUUAAACUGCAAAAGCAA